This is a messenger RNA of Prunus armeniaca (apricot), 705 nucleotides long. Lineage: Eukaryota; Viridiplantae; Streptophyta; Magnoliopsida; Rosales; Rosaceae. The record is from the annotation of a GenBank genome assembly.
AUGGCUUUGGCGCGUUUCGCUUUGAAAAACUUGCACCGGAGGGUGCUUUCUCCAGCUUCUUUUUCUGCUGCUUCUGUGCUGGGGCAUGGUGUUAAUGAGAGGACUGUUGCUGAGAGCAGAGGCAGAGUUGGCAAUGAGAUUGUGAAGAGAUUUAGUACAGAAGCUAAUGAGAAGGUGUCUGGUGAGAAAUCAGAGAACAAAGAUGUUGCUGUUUCUCAAGGUAAAAGGUCUAGGUUGUUCCCUAGAAGGCAACGUAGGAGGGGACUUUGGAGGGACAGUGACAGAAACUUCGUUCCUGCCCUUUAUGAAUUCUUUCCCUCGGGCCUUGGAAAUGCACUGGUGCAAGCAACAGAGAACAUAAACAGGCUGCUUGACAACCUCAACAUAUCACCGUGGUCACUCACCGGGCGUGUCAAAGAGAAAAGUGACAGCUACAAACUGCAGUAUGAUGUGCCAGGGCUUGCGAAGGAGGAUGUGAAGAUCAUUGUUCAUGAUGGGUUUUUGGAAAUCAAAGGAGAGUACAAAGAAGAGGAGGAAGAAGGAUCGGAGGGUUGGAGAUAUGGCUACUAUGACACCACCCUCCAGCUGCCUGAUGAUGCCAAAGUUGAUGAUAUAAAGGCAGAGAUGAAGGAUGGGGUUCUGACCAUCACCAUUCCUAGAACUGAGAAGCCAAAGAAGGAUGUGAAGGAGGUGAACGUACAAUGA